This is a messenger RNA of Dalotia coriaria, 1959 nucleotides long. RefSeq names its product CD63 antigen-like. Gene Ontology annotation, biological process: visual perception. Gene Ontology annotation, cellular component: plasma membrane. The transcript has 4 exons. NCBI's taxonomy places the organism in Eukaryota, Metazoa, Arthropoda, Insecta, Coleoptera, Staphylinidae. The record is from RefSeq and is a predicted model, not a curated record. Bases 3 to 959 code for a protein of 318 amino acids.
ACAUGUCGCAUCACAAGAAAAAGAAACCUCCUGCAUUUGUAAAAUACGGUCGACCAAUAGUGCAAAUCCCCUAUCGAUAUAUUCACCUGAUAGCAACUCUCACGGUCAUCUAUCACCUCUGCACGCUUGGUUUUCUCAUUGAGCUGAUAAACGUCGCGCACCAUUUUAAGGCGCACAUUGGUGACUAUUUAAAUAUUAUCGUAGAGAAUGGCUACGUCAUGGUUUACGUUCUCUACAUCUCAUCAAUUCUUGGUAUUAUCAUGAAUAUCUUCAUCGCAGUUGUUGCAUUUAAACUAGUCUCACAUGUUGGCAAAUUAUUCUACUGGCUUUUAUUCGUAAGCGUUUUACUCGCAGUAGUAAUGAUGAUAUUCAUUCUGGGCCUAAUAUUUUAUAUGUUUUCAUAUGCAUUUAGCAGGAAUCCUGAAGGGAUGGAUUUUUUCUAUACUUCAAUGAGUAAUUAUUCAACGGAUGGACUAACAAAAACACGUCUUGAUAUCAUGCAAAUCGAGUUGCAGUGUUGUGGCGCUCGUAACUAUACAGAUUGGUACGCUGUGAACUGGUAUGAUACUAAUUUCGUUAAAUUAAAUUCGAUGAAUAUAAAAUUAGUCGGAGAAGUACCCUUCAGUUGUUGCAAUAUUCGCACAAUAUUCCCUUGUAUUCACCACGGUAUUGAAUCCGGCAUUAACGAUUACAAAUAUGAUGUUCUCCAAAACUUUAGUAUAAACAUGGACGGAUGUUGGAGUGUAAUGGAGCGCCGUAAAACAAAAUCGGGUCUAAGCGUUGCUGGAUAUUUAUUUGGUCAAUUAGUGUUACUUAUUAUUGGUUUUAUACCGUUGCGAUUACUGCAAACCGCGAGCAAUGAAAAACGCGGCUUUUCGUUGGAGGGUCACACGUAUACUGGUUGGUUGUGGGGAUUUUAUGUGGGAGGCAAAAGACAUACUGGUGACGAGAAUCAGUAAAAAUCUUUUAUCAAAACUAAGUCUUAUCUUAAAAACAAGUUUGUUUAUCACUACCCAAGAAUACUUUCAGUGUAUUUUGCGUUAGUGAACGCAUCAUAGGAAUGAGAACGUUGGAAUUGUAAAGUACGCAGAGAAUAAUGUCGUUUGAUUUGAGCGCGUGACAUUUGUGAUAUUCCGAACACCAAUAAGUUUCAGUGGCUUCAGUCUGCGUUAACUGAUUAUCUUUUACCGAUUCCGUAUUGGCGUUCGCAAGGAAAUGAUCAGAAAUUGUUUGGUAGUAAAAUGUGCGGAGAAUAUCAAGACGAUGCGAUGACGCCGACUUUUUUGACGCUUGUGGAACCAGUUUUGACAUCAUGAACUUACCAAACUUUACAUUGAUCAUCAGCAAACUGAAUAGAACAUUGAAAUAAACUGCCUAAAUAAUUAAAAUACCUCUAGCUUACCCUAAUAUAUUAGAGUCGAGGACCCAAUCCGGCGAAUCUGGAAAAUUACGGGGAUGACACUCAGCUGCAGCUUCAAGCACGUCCAGAUUCGACUUGAAACAUUGCGCGGCAGAAUGCUCAAUGUCUUCUAACGCUGGAGUAGGGCCACACAGGUUGCAUACUUGAAUGUCGGGACUUAUCGUAACCGCAACGAAUCGAAAUGCAACCUAUAGGCAACCCCAGGAACGAAAACAUUCAAUAAUGAAUAUAAAAACUAUAAAACAAAACAUUUGAACUAGUGUUAUACUUACAUUUGGACUUUUGUAAGGUAAAAACACAGGAAUGUCUUUUGAUGUCAUAGUAUUUUCAAUAGUAGCCAAAUUUGCAAGCAAUUUAAGUUCAAUUGGAUGCAAACUCCACCAGUCUUCAGUGGCAGCAGCAAUCUUACCAUUAAUCAACACACAACAAUACACAGAAUCAACACAUUCAGUAUAUGAAUCUAAUACAAUCUAAAAAUCAAGUUUAUAUAACACAAAUUUUCAAUUAUUAUGAAAAAAAUAUAUACCUGUAUCAAAUGA